GCUGUAUUCGUUCGGUCGUUGAUGCUAAAGGAGAAUCUGUAAAGAAUAGAAGUACUUUUUCAGAUCCAAACGGAUUAAGUAAAGGUAAGAAGUUUUUUGAUAAUGACGGCAGAUAUUAGGAGAAGAAAAUUGGUAGGAAAAGAGGGAUUUAUUGCUUAAGCAGAGUAAUCGUGGAAAACAAAAGCUAAGUCUCUUUAAGCCUUUAAUUAAAGUUCGUGCAUGUGUUGUGAAACGGUGCAUGCUUGUCAACAAACAAAUUUCGGUAUUAGCGACUGCCUUCUAAAAGGAUUCAUUAAACUGAGCCUUUUACAAGUUUGUUGUAUGUAAAACACGAUCGUGAAAAAAUUGUCGUUCAUAUUUCUUGUCAUUAGCAGAAACUCUCCGAAAUACUCCGCCACAAAUCUGGUGAUAGCGACAACUUUUCUUUGUCGAUUCUUCGAUUAAUAUAAAUUGCACGGCCAAUGGAACCAGGUUUUGUAUUGCCUUAAAUCUCGGUGAAAACUUGUGACGUGUGGCUGUUAUGGAAAGAUGAUUGAAAGUUUGCUACGUGUGUAGAUUUGUCAUUUCUAAUUCAUUGUAUAUUCUCAUCACCAGACCUUGAAUAACACUUUACAACAGUCUCUUCAAACAACUUGGUAUAACUUAAGUGAAUAGCCCUGAUUCGUUAUCUUAAAUCCUUGCCCAAGCACAAAGUGUGGUGUUGGUAAUUUUUUGCUUUACUUGUCCGAGGUAAAACACUGAAAUUAUUCACUUCAUGUCUUUUUUAGUUCAUCUACAGGCUGAGACCGGGGCUGAUCGAUACAAGAAUAAAAUGGCCGACUAAUCUCGUGCGAGACAUCCACUCCGCAAAUAUUGAGACAGUAAUAUCUCACUUUAGACAGGCUAUUAAUUAUAAAACCGCAUGUUUCCGUUUCAUUUUUCGUUAAUUUCUUCUUUCAUUGCGGAAUACAGUAGUUUAAAAGCGUCUAACCCAUUCUGGCGUCAACAAAACACUUAGGGCCGUAUUGAUGUAUGCAACAGUCAGCCCAAUAUCAAACAUGCCCAAACAUUAGAUAUUGGAACAGAUAAUUUAAGUCAAGUCAAACAGAGAAACGGACACAAUCUUCUUCCAGCUAAAAUAACACUUGUAUAAACAAUUUUACGGGAGAGUUGACAAUUGUACUUGCAGUUUGAACGCUUUCCUGAUAUUUGUAAUUUUAUUUCACGUUAGGUAAGACAACGCAACUUAUUUUUAUGAUCAAUUAAUUUAGCAGUUUCUUCUCGUACAUGUGCCUGAACUCUACCUAUGGCCCAGGUUUAGGUAAGUAGAAGCCUCUAGACUAAGUGACUACAACUCAGUUUUAUGUCAGACACAACCCUGUACGGUAUGGUUGCAUUCAGCUCAUACACUUCGGCUACUUCUCUCUUGAACAACGCAAUAAAGAUAACUAAGAAAAAAACAGACAGUUAAUAAACUGGGAAAAUAAGGGUUCAGCAACUUUGAAAAUGCCAAUUCAAGAGAAAAUCUUUUACUAUAUGUCUCCUGGAUGCCCCAUUCAUAUUUACAAGAGACUACGUUUAGAGGCGAGUCAUUCAAGGGUUCACCCGCACGAUCCGAUCAGAAGCAGUUUACUUUCGGCCAGUUAAGACUUCUCUCGCUAUAGAUCGAUGAAAUCUAGAGCCGUGACGAUUGAAGUGUCUUCAGUAUUAACUGUCGAGUCUUGAAUGCAUCAAUAGGCCAUUAAACCGUGGAGUUCGUCUCACUGUUUAGAAAAUACCGCCUCCAUAUUAUGACCGGAACUACGGUCGUGUACCAUUUUUGUUUCUUACAAACCUGGACGAAUGCAGCACUUGUAUAAACCACUCUGGUGAUAUUGUGUGCUUGAUUUACCGCCGCGAGAAAUCGUAUUUGUGCUGAUGCCGUUAUUUUAAAGACCUGUAUGUCUAGUCAAUAGAGAGCCACGCUUAUGCGCGGAAAGUCUUUGUUCCAGAAGGACUGACACCAUUUUUCCUCUUAUUUCUCGUACAUGUGCUAAAGAGAUCAUUUAGUUCUUAAUACAGAAAAAAAAUUCUACACAUCGCCGAAAUGAAUUGUCGCAUAUGAAAUCGAAGCUAUUGUGGCCCUUGGAAUUCAAGUUAAGUAUUCACGAACGGCGCACAAAAAAUAAUUACGGUAUAAGAGACUCUAGAGAUACAAGUCUCGUAAAUUUAACUAUCAUCUCAGUUCAAUAGGAAUCCUCUAUCGCAAAUAUUCACUUCGCCAGCUUUAAAACGUCAAUUGAACGCUUUGAAAAAAAAUUCGUAUGGUUUAUUUUCCCCAAAGGGUUAAGCUUCUAUAUUAAAAAUACAUCGUGUUUUUUGUUGAUUCUACUUGAGGGCGGAAAGUUCUUAACAAGGUGGAUCUAUUUUUAAUCAAAACAAGGCUUCGAAAAUAAGGUCUUUGAGCUGGUAACUGAAUAUUGGUUGAAACUAUAGUUUUACAACAUUAAAGCGCGAUGAAAAAUCAACGCUUAUAACAGCCCCGAGCGAAAGCGAGAGAAGAAAAGCACCGCAAACAUGACUGUGUCUAAAUUGUGAUUUUCGAAAAAUAUGUUUGUUCCGGCGUGCAGUUCACGUCUUUUUCAGUACUUCUCGCCAUUUCUUCCAGAACCUAAAAUCAGCAUCUUCAACAAAGAAAAGCAAAAAUUCGCCGAGAACGUGUAGCUUUAAUAGAGAAACAAGAGUCGCGUGUACGCGUGGCCGAAAGACGCGUUCGCGCGCGCUAUAUUCUAUGACGCACAAAGCACAAACCUCGAUUAUUGACUUUGUGUCACUCCUGGGGAGCCAACGCGUAUUAUCGUCUAUUCUUUGUCAAGGUCGAACACCACCGUCACGCAAUGAAAUUCUCGUCUAUAAUCGUGCGAGAAACUGCUCAGUUGAUUUCCAAACCCUUUCAUUUAACUCUACGCUGAUCCAUGGGGCCGUCAGGAAAGAAAGCAAAGUCGACGGAGCUUUUCCGACACUGUAUAUUCAAUCCAGUCUCCUGCGUGCGAGGCGCUAAAAUAAUUUCCGUGUGUUUUCUGUGGGAGAUAAACUUCUGGUAUUCCUGGAGGGCGGUCUACUCAAUGAACGCAAAGCUCAUAGCGAGCGAACUCAGCUGGUCAUGUAAAAAAAAAUUGAAAAAAUCAUGUUAUUGGUAACUCGUUCUUCCUUCUCAUUUAUUGGAGACUCGGGCCAAAAAAACUCCUGAAAUCAAUUUGUUAUUUUCGCCGUCCAAGGUCCUUGAUACCCCAAAACAAAGGCACUUGCGGUGUGGACCCUGCUUCCGUAGAUUUCUCGCAUAAUCUUGAACUCGGGGGAGUUGGAAGUGUCAAUGGGAAGAAGCAGAAAAUUUUAUGUGACCCAGAUGUUCUCAUGGGUGUCAACCUCUGUUACGACGGCUUGCUGCGACUAAAAUUGUUUGAAUACAAGUUUUAUUGAAACAGCCGCAAAGAUUGAAAGCGCUCUGUGGGGCGCUUUGACGGUGGGGGCAAAAAUACUACGUGAUGAAUGAGACACCCAGUGAGGUGGCAUGGAGCAUGCGCCGCCGGGCCCGUAAAUGUUCUCAGUCGGCGCACAAGUGACAACAUUCAGAACCUUGUAGUGGCUCCAGAGAACGGAGGGUAUACACUGUCUCUUUAGUUUUCUUCCGUUACAGGAGCGCUCCCUGACGGAACAGGCGUUUCGAUUCCCAACAUGGGGAGCGAAGAGUUCAACCACUGUCGUCCGUCAAUCGUCGUGAAAGCGGAACCUCUCGACAGUGGCCCGUUCGAAUAUACCAGCCUGUCUGAGACAGAGUCUAGGGUUGUGUUUCGAAAUUAUUAUGAGGUACACACGGACGGGAACAUCAUGGAAAGGACGAGCUCCGUGGAGUCGCUGCACAGUGAAAGUGAGAGUGAACAAGAUGUAAGCGCGCCGACUGAUAAGAGUGAACGGUCGAACGAGCCGAGUCCGUGCAAUGAGGUGAAAAGCGAAUACUUCUCGUUCCCGGCUUAUCGGGCAGAUUGGAAACCAAACACGUCCGGCGCGGACGAGGAAGAUUCAGAAGACGGUGAAAACGAGUGCGACCACAUGGAAGAGGACAGCAGCGCUUCAGAGGAGGUGCGCAAAUCACCGCAAAGCAAUGAUUCUCGACAGACUUACUCGACGAGCUCUGCGCCUCGCGAUAAUAACUCGAGCGGGAAUGUUAGUCGAGACAGACAGGACAUUGUCAUCCCGGGAAUACCGUCAAACACGCACAACGGGAUAAAUAUAGUCUUCCACAAGCACUGCAAUCUGAAUAUGGACACUCCUGGAAAACUGUACGGCAGGGAAGCGUACUCCCCGAGCGAAGGAUAUCUAACUCGCGUGGAGAGAUACGCGCAAGACUUACCUCCUUCGCUCGUGUUCUCCACGCAAACAGAGCCACAGAGUUUGAAUGGCGUUUGCAGCCAUCUUGAUGUUCAGGAAUCUCGUUUGUCAAACUACGAUGCAAAAAGCCCAACGUUGCGUUCAUCUGUUUUAAUUUGUGAAUGGAUCCAGUUAGAGAAGAUGGUUAACCAGGUCUGUGGUAUAGGUUUUUAUAGAAUAGAGGAUCUUGUAGCGCAUAUCACUGAUGUACACCUGAUCUCUGCCACGCCCGUGGGGUUCGUUUGUUGUUGGAAAGAGUGCAUGAGAAAUGGAUUGCCCUUCAAGGCAAAGUACAAACUAAUCAAUCACAUCAGAGUUCACACGGGUGAAAAGCCCUUUACGUGCAAUCAGCCGGGCUGCAGGAAGAGCUUCGCACGAGCGGAGAACCUGAAAAUCCACGUUCGCACGCAUACGGGCGAGAGGCCGUUCGCGUGCGAAUUCAAAGGCUGCGACAAAAGAUUCGCGAACUCCAGCGAUCGCCGGAAACACAUUCACGUUCACACGCUGGAAAAACCGUAUCGCUGUAAGUACAUUGGUUGCGACAAAAGUUACACGCACCCGAGUUCUCUUAGAAAGCACAUGAAAGUUCAUGGCUUGAGAUCUGAGGAACAUUUUAAGGUUGUUCAUGGACUUGCUUUAGGAGCCCCUCCGGGUAUCUUUCGACAGAGAACCGACAUAUGAACUCAAAAAUUUAUUCCUAAAUUUCAUGACAUUUGGAGAUCAAGUGCUUUAAAAAUUUCGCAAAUUUCUGGAUUCAUGCUUGUUCAAGAGAAAAAGAAAGGAAUUUUUGUAAUAAAAUUUUUCAGACAUUGAAAUCCGACAGGUAUCGCCUUGAAUGGCUUUCUCUCAAUGUGAAAAAUUCAAAACAAUUGGUACAUGUUCCAUUUGCUUCGUUUUGGCUCAGUCUGAAUAUAAACUCGUAAUUGGAAGUUACUUGUUUAUAACGUGAUCUAUGAAAUAUUAUAACUGCAAGAACUGAUUCUACAAAAUAGACCGAUUUAAGUCUUGCUGAACGCCACCAAUUUGACCAAUUUCCUACAGUGGGUUUAAUGCUGUUUUGGCCUGAUCUGGCUCAUGUAUUGAUAAAGCCUUGCAAAUUUAAUUCCGUCGCGUCGUUCUGAGAUAUAUUUAAGCGAAGACACCCGCGUUUUGUUUCGUUUCCAUAAAAGCCCUGAAACUCAACUGAAUUGGCCUCUUUGAUCACAACAAACAUUUUUUAUAAGGAAGAUUAUUAACAGGUUUCGGUUAAGAGAGAGUAUGGAAGUGUCUCUUACAGUUUUAAAAGAAGCAAAACUUAAGAACUAAUAGCCUUGAAAUUGAUUGUAACUGACUUAAGUUGGUUAUCAGCCAUAACAUCAAGUUACUCUUCGCCUUAUCACGUGAAAUAUUAUUGUCUAUGAAAAUAAUGUCACGAGAUGGGCUCUAUAUUUCAAAACGUUCUCUGAAGAAAGUAAUUAAUAAAAUGAAUGCAAUAACGCAUUUUACACUGUACAUGUAUGCCUUCUGCGAUUUACACCGUUUAAUGAUACCAAACAAAAAAAUCAACGUUGUGCUGGCUAAAGUAAGACAAAGAUGUAAGGUGUAAGUACUGGGCCUUACAGAAUUCUUUAAUCAGAACAAUUUGCAUUAGAAGAAGUUUAAAGAGCUCUUUUGAGAAAAGAAAAUUUCAUCAACUGAUUUGACAUUAGAAAAUUGGCCCUGGUCUAAGCUAAAUGUAUGUAGAGGCUGAACUUUUAGAGUGAAAAUACAUCACAAAAAAACUAGGCAAGGUUUUGGCUAGUGUGGAAAACAUGACAAAAUCGAUGGCGAUUAUUCGAAUUUCGUCAUUUAAUUUCUCUUUUAUCGAAUAACUUGUUUAGAUAGAAGUAAUUUCCCGAGUAAAAUCACAAUUGGUUUCUUUCUGUUCUUGGCCAAAGUCCUUUAGUGUAUCAGCCAGAAUCAGUGACCUCAUUCGGAAGCAAGAGGGAAAUUACUGACUUAUUUGGAUAAACGUGAGAAUCAGAAAGAGCUAUUUUACUUCAAAGAACACUUUUUGUCCUUUUCUUAAUUUUAUUUUGAAAAUAACCUGGGAUGAUUCGUGUCAAAGCAACUAAAUUAAUCGGCAAACAAUACCUAAGUAUCGAGGGCACUUUAUCCGGCGCGUUCGGUCAGCUCUGCGUUUUGCCUUAGGCUGAACGAGAUUUCUGCCAAUGAUGGAGAGAAAUUUAAUGACUCUUUAAGCCAUAGUAAUGGAUGUUUGGCUAUCGCGAAGAGAUCGCGUGACUCGCGAGUCAUUGUCGCGACACACGCAAAACACUUCACCAAUGGGGGUACAUUAUAGGGGAAUAUGAUAUUACGAGUUGUCGGCUUCCGGGCUUUACCGCCCACCAAACGCGCGACGGGCAACCUCUAUUUGUCGACGCGGAGAGAUUUUAUCGUAAUUCCGUCGGUCACGGGGCGAGUCUAAAGGGUUUUUUUUAGCUAAAAAUUACCUCGAAUAAGGCACAGGGAUACUGUGAACCCAACAGGCAGAGCCAAAAUUCUCAUCUCCCGCUUAGAGCGAUAUUGCGUUUUGUUUACACCUUUGCCUUGGGAAUAAAUUAUCGCCCCGGGAGGCAAGCUGUCAACUGCUGAGUUCUCAGUCAACACAAGGUUAUUAAUUUGGCGGGAGGUUUGCCGGCCGAGCCAAUGAUUUCGUCCCAUUACGGCCCUUCGGAAGUGGUCUUGCUAUCUCCUUUCAUGUGAAGAAAACAAACUCUUUGCUAGUUGACGCGUUUGUCAGACGUAUAUCAAAUGAGACAGGUAUAAUUUGUCGCUUUGACAGCAGCCAUGCUGGAAGAAAAGGUCGGAAUAUUAGAAAUUUCACAAUUUCCUGCAACAGUUUGACCACCUAGGAAGAAGCGUGCAUAAAAUGUAAUCGGUUGUGUGUUUACGCGCAGGUUGUGAAACGGGUAGUUGUGUACCAUUGUAAACCGUUCAAGUUUUUUUUUUCUUCUGCUCUCAUUUUCGUGCCAUAUGCUUUCAUUGUGUAAGGAAAGCACUACGGCUGGUGUAUAUUGGCCAAAACCAAAAAUUCCUUUCAGUCUUGCCCGUUUUCAGUUGCAUGAGCAGGCUAGUAAACAAAGAGCCCUCUGGUUGCUGUGACAGGCGUAUAUUGCGCGGGGAGGGAAACCCUUGUUUGCAAGCAACAUUCUGUGACUGCAAGGGGGGAUUUUACACUUUGCGCCGUAGUUAAAUUCAUCUGCCGCUACAAUAGCAAGUUUACACGAAAAAGAAGAAUAAUCGGCCAUAUCGGGAGCUGAACUGCUAAAUAUUUGAUAACUUGAGUGUUUUCGACUCAAUUAUUGCUACGAUUAAUUUUGUAAGUACCCACAAAAAGCGCGAUAUUUCACAAAGCACGACAUAAUGCUCCUCUGCGGGUCAGUCGGUCGACAAAAGCGUUACCACUAAUUUCGCAAGGAAAAUAUAGCUUAUCACUUGUUUAUCACUUUAAACCUAUUUAGUAAAACAUAAUUAUAUUUUAUCAGUAUCCGGUCUGCGUGUUAAGGGAGAGUUUUGAAACUGAUGUGUCUGAUAUUGAUAUAUUAAUGUUUCUCUUACGCAAGGCAAGCUAACAAAUAAUAAUGAAAACAAAAACAAAAAAAAACGUGGUUUAAAAAUUGUCGAUAAUUUUAGUUACCGUAAUGAUACAAAGAAAACCAGCCAAAAGAAGAUAAUUAAGCGAUAAAAAUCGAAAACAGAACUAGCGCUGCAGUCAAUGAAACUUGGUUUAACGAACCUCUACACGUAAACGGUACGGAACAGAACCCGUCUAUACCGAAAUUCUUGUUUUCGGAGCCCUAAACGUACUAAAAUCUACGCCCCAAUAUAGCGAAUAAAUGUCCCACAAGCCAUGGGGUGAAAGAAAGAUAAUUCAUGUAUUCCCUCCCCAUAAUAGAGCACACAUUUUUGCGGAUGCAAGCCAAGAAAGGAGGUAAUAUACC
Orbicella faveolata is the source of this 8348-nucleotide messenger RNA. RefSeq lists its product as uncharacterized. The record is from RefSeq and is a predicted model, not a curated record. NCBI's taxonomy places the organism in Eukaryota, Metazoa, Cnidaria, Anthozoa, Scleractinia, Merulinidae. Gene Ontology annotation, cellular component: nucleus. Gene Ontology annotation, molecular function: DNA-binding transcription factor activity, RNA polymerase II-specific; RNA polymerase II cis-regulatory region sequence-specific DNA binding. Gene Ontology annotation, biological process: regulation of transcription by RNA polymerase II.